CGCCCCCCCCACUCGCCCACUCGCCCACUCUGCCCUUCGGACAAACACGCCCGCAGGCCCAGCAGCUCCAACGAAGACUCACGGAUUCCCCUCCUCCGAGCGCUUCUCCCCACUCCUCCUUCAAGCCCUCAAAAUGGGGUUCCGUCAUAGGAAAUAGCAGUAGCAAAGGACACUUCGCCAUGUCGUGUGCUAUCCUCUCCUCUGGACACUCGUUCAUGCUCUACACCUCCAUCGUCUGUAUUCCCAGGAAACCCGACUGCAUGCUUGUGCGUUCUUUAUUCAUUGCUUUCCGAAAUCUGACACAUCCCUUCCAUCCUAUAAAGAAGCAGUUUGUACGCUUCCUUUUUCUAUCUUUUUUUUUUGUAUCUGUGCGUGUGUGUGUGUGUGUGUGUCAAGGAAGCAGCUACUUCAAUGCCAAUAACACCCAGAACCGCUCUUUUCAGGCGGAUAUGGUAUUGGAACAAACGAAUGAAGAUCUCAGUUUUGCCAAACACUGCUCUUCAUACUCUCGAUGGAGAGAAACAAGCGAUGACCAGACUAUUUGUCGAUGUGCAUCCGUCAAAAUGGAACGCGCGGAGUUCGACAUUACAUACAUAGUCCAAAAGACUUUGGACCACAAGAUAGGGCAAGUAUGUACACAAAAAGACUGUGUCAAUACCGCACGGUCACUGUCCGUUCUAAUAUGUAUGAGGUAUGAGCAGGGACAGCUUCGGAAGAACGUUGCCCUUGGGAAUGGAGGGGUUUUCAACCUUGGUCUUCUUAAGGAGAAUUCCGGGAUCUUGCCUCUUGGCCGACGACAAGGCUCCCGAAGAACGGUUUGAAUAAGAAAAAGAUUGUCAAACCUUGUACUCGAGAUGCAUGCGGCCGUGGGGUCUGUUAUUUCUUUCAAACUAACAUAAUCCGAAACGCAGCAAUCAAUAAAAAAAAAAAAAGAUCGUCGCAUGUCAUUUGUGUGGGGCAGAUUUUAUUGUG
Messenger RNA from Gamsiella multidivaricata, 972 nucleotides. RefSeq lists its product as uncharacterized. Bases 180 to 821 code for a protein of 213 amino acids. Lineage: Eukaryota; Fungi; Mortierellomycota; Mortierellomycetes; Mortierellales; Mortierellaceae. The transcript has a single exon. The record is from RefSeq and is a predicted model, not a curated record.